UCAUCCUCACAAGCCUAUUUAUUAUCAUCACCGUCGUCCUCUCAGACAGACGCCCUAACAAAGAUCAUGGCACUUGGAACAAUUGUCGCUGUCUCAGCAGGAGCAGUUGGAGCAGUGGCCGCCGCUCCUUUAGUUCUUGGGGCCGUGGGUUUCACCUCAGCUGGAAUAUCAGUUGGCUCCUACGCUGCAGGCAUGAUGUCAUCUGCUGCCAUUGCUAAUGGUGGGGGCGUGGCAGCAGGGAGUCUGGUGGCUCUUCUGCAAUCUGCAGGUGCUGCUGGCCUGACAUUAACCACAAAAGCUAUUGUCGCCGGCGCUGGAGCAGGAGGCGUCGGAGCAGUUACAGGACUGUUGAGACGAUUCCGCUGAAGUUCUCGUCUUGUUUUCCGAAAUUAUUUUAAAUAUCAAUCUGCAUCACAGCAUGUAAUCACUGCAAACACUUACUCUACAUUAGAUAAUAAUAAAUGUUGAUUCUGUCGCCCCCUGCUGUCAGUUUAAAUAUCUAUUUUUUUUUGUUUGUUUUUUAAGUUUCUGUCAUUUUUCUCUUGUAAACUACUCUCCCUGGCCUCUGUAAAAUAACACAAACUGUUUAAAAUUGGUUUUGUUAAGUUAAGUAUUGUUAUUUUUUGUGAUGUUUUUUUAACACAGGGGUUCCCAAACUUUUCCAUGCCAUGCCCCCCCCCCCCCUAAUAGCGUUAGAUUCUAUGUGGGGACCCCCCCUGUAAACCAAUAAAACAAUGCUAAAAAAUAUGAAACAUCAACUUUUAUUCACUAUUCGAUAAUUAUUACUUAUGUUUGGCAUAACAAUUAUAUUAACUGUUUUAAACACUUAUAUUCCUACUGAAAAAGCAAUUUUUAACAAAUUGUUGACGAUAAGAACAGAACAAAAGAAAUCAAAUCUCUCUUUAGCACUUCAGCUCCGUUAAUUCCUCUUCAGUUUUCACUCUACCUUUUUUUUUACACAUCAUCUGACAGCAGAUCCAAAUCUUUAACAAGCAGCCGUGAGAUGUUUCUGCAUCUUCAGUUUCUUCCUGAAAGUGAAACCAUCACUUUGGUUCAUCAUCAGCAGAAACAUCCUGGAAAUCCUCAGAUAAAAGCAGAGAUGAAGCUCACAGGAUAAAACCCAUGCUGAUUUCAUUAUAUUAUUGUGAACUGUAUUUUAAAAAAAUGAUUGUUGGUUUUAUGGUAAUGCUUUCAAAGAUUUAUUAGAUAUGACUUUAUUUCCCUCCAGCUUUCUGUGGACCCCACUUUGGAAAACACUGUUUGAACGCUGUCCUGCAUGUUUAACGUGUUUCUGCUCCAACGAUUCAAAAUAUUUUUCAGUAACUUGUCAUCUGGUCCUGUAAGAACUUAAAACAAAAAAAAAGUGCUCUGUGUCCUACUGCUGUAAAAGAAAGAAUCAUAUUUUGGCCUUUCAGGCUGCUUUUUAUGUGUUUUUUUUUCUACAAAAUCUAAUUGUCAAGUAAAUGUUAAGUGUUAUUAAAAAAUUAUUUAAAAAUGAA
Messenger RNA from Austrofundulus limnaeus, 1499 nucleotides. RefSeq names its product interferon alpha-inducible protein 27-like protein 2A. Lineage: Eukaryota; Metazoa; Chordata; Actinopteri; Cyprinodontiformes; Rivulidae. Gene Ontology annotation, biological process: release of cytochrome c from mitochondria; intrinsic apoptotic signaling pathway. The record is from RefSeq and is a predicted model, not a curated record. Gene Ontology annotation, cellular component: mitochondrial membrane. The transcript has 4 exons. Bases 67 to 366 code for a protein of 99 amino acids.